This is a messenger RNA of Prorocentrum cordatum, 2485 nucleotides long. NCBI's taxonomy places the organism in Eukaryota, Dinophyceae, Prorocentrales, Prorocentraceae. The record is from the annotation of a GenBank genome assembly.
CUGCUAAUCAUCUCUGUUUCUUCCACACCACUUUCUCUCUUUCUCCACUUCCCAACCAGUUUCCUUAUCAAGCCGAUUCCAUUCUCGCUUAUUGGACACACCUACUUGAUGCCAUGUCCGUGAUUGCUGCUUGUGCCCACCUAGUGGUCUUACUGCAGCUGCUACCCGCUUGUACUAUCAGCGUCGAGAGGGCCGAAAGGGCUGAGAGGGCCGAGAGGGCCGAAGCGAAGGUAUCGCGGACCACUCAUUUCGCCAGCGUGGAAGAGAAUGCUAUCAAGAGGGAAGGGUCGCUGAAGUUAAAGUCGCAGCACAAAGUCGGCCUUGGCGUAAUGAACAGGAGGGGGGUCACCCAGUACAGCCGCCGUUCGCUCAAGAGGGCGAAGAGAACGGAUGGCAAGUUCUUCUGGCCCGACUCUGGCAAUCGCGAGUCGUUCAACUACACCGGCGCGACGGACCUCACAGACAACAUCUCUUGGGGCUGGCACCACCCGGCCGGCAUCUACAACACAAUCCCGGUCGGCAGCCCGCUCAUCGACGACGAGCUUAACAUCUACAUCGGGUCCGACGACGCCAUCCGGAAGUUCGACAUCACGGGGCAGAUCUUGUGGAGCUACGCUCCCCGAGGCCAGCUCGCUGCCGCACCCACCCUGGUCACCGCCGCGAGCCGACGCCAGGCAGCCCGCGUGUCUGACGAAAUGGGCGAGGAGGCAGAGGAUAUGCUGCGGCCUGAUUGGGACAAGGGCAGCGCGUCGAACUCCUUCCAGUUCUUCAAGGACUUUAAGAUCGGCGACGUCGUCAAGGUGAAGCCUGGCCUGAGCUACCGGGCGGACGGCAGGGAGGUCUACAAGGACGGCGACCAGGGGAUGAUCUCCGAGUUCGUUCCUGGGGAAAACAGGGACGGUAGGGCCGUCAUUCUGUGGACGCGCACAGGGCACAAGAGCGUCGUGGAUACCAGCGCCAUGAAGAACCGUUUCGUGCGUGUGCAGCAGACGCUCGGGGAGGAGUCGUUGCCUCCCAUGCUCGUGGGGAGCACCACCGCUGGCUACGUGUUCGCCAUUGCUAUGGACAGCGGGGAGGAGCUGUGGGCAACCUGGGCCUCGAACGACAUCGCUGGCGUCAAGGGGUCUGUCGCAGCCAAGGACGGAGUCGUCGUGGUCGCAACCGACAGGUGCACGGACCGCUAUUGCUACAGGUACCGAAACACGACCAACCCACUCACGGAGGGCAAUUCCAGGGUGCGGGGCCUCAGCGCCGCGGACGGCAGCGCCAUUUGGGAGUACAAGACCAUGGCGCCGGUGUGGAACAUGGUUCCGCUGUGGGGCCCGAACAGCGACGUGAUUUUCCAGGAUUGGGAGGGCCGGCUGUACUCCCUGGACUUACAGACUGGUGCCCUCAGAUACAGGGUGGGUGGCAACAUCGGGACGCACACCCACGCCGCCGCCACAUACGAUGCGGGCCACGAGAUGGUGAUCGCCCUCGGCGUGGGCUACUACCAAGAUAAGUACUGCAAUCCUUACAUUGCACCUGGCAUCCUCAUCAACUGCAACACGUGGCCAGGCGUAAGGGGCUUCAUCCGCGGAUACAACGUCUCCUCCGGCCACAAGCUGUGGGAGCGCGAAACGCCAGAGCCGCCGGCCAGCGCCGCCGUCGGCAUGACCAGCUCUUGGGCGCCGGGUGGUCACACCCGCCUGGUGGUCACCAUGGGCUACAACUGCAUGCAUAACUCGCCGUCGCAGAUCUGGGCCAUCGAUCCGAACAACGGCCACAUCCGGUGGAAGAGGGACGGCCCGACGCUGUGGACCAGCACGUGUGCUGGCGACAAGGAGGGUGCCGACAUCCGCAGGGCCAUGGGCGGCCGCGCCGCAUGCGCGCCGAACAGCUGGUCCGUACCGGCGAUCGAUGCGAACGGUGACGUGUACGUUGGCAAUCAGGUCGGCGUGCUGCAGAAAUGGGGCACGCCGACCGGCAUGACGAGGGACAUCCAGAUCCUCUCGACCCUGAACACUGGCCACGCCUUCCAGGAUACAGCCAUUGCGUUCGCCGAAGGCGUCAUGGCCGUGACCACGUGCACCUCCCUCAUUGUCCUGCAGACGAAUUAUUCAGAGUACUUUACGAGCGAGACCUGGUCAGUCACGGCCCCACCGAACGUUGACGGGGAGCCUUACGGCUACAGCUCGCCCGUUGCCCGCCACUCGGCAGCGGGCAGCGCGUGACCGAGCGCCCCAUGUGGCCGGGCUGCUGCUCCGUGCGAUGCAUUUCGGAGCCGCUUGUCUGCCAAUGCGGAGAACAAGGGCGGAGGACCCCAACAUCCGAUGAGGAGGAGAUGGAGGAGGAGAUCUGGACUUGAUCCUGUUGGGGGCUCCUGCCUCCUGCACGCCUCCCGACCCAGCUCAGCACAAGACGCUGCAUCGACCGACCCUGCGCGCGACACCGCAGCUCCCCUGCCCUUCCCCCCUCGCCUUCCUCCUGGCUACUUCCUUCCCUC